This is a messenger RNA of Aspergillus lentulus, 333 nucleotides long. RefSeq names its product thioredoxin family protein. Gene Ontology annotation, molecular function: protein-disulfide reductase activity. NCBI's taxonomy places the organism in Eukaryota, Fungi, Ascomycota, Eurotiomycetes, Eurotiales, Aspergillaceae. The record is from RefSeq and is a predicted model, not a curated record.
AUGUCUCACAACGUCGAGAAGAUUACUGACGCCAAGGUCUUCAAGGAGAAGGUCCAAGAGGCCUCGGGUCCAGUCAUUGUCGACUGCUCCGCGACCUGGUGUGGUCCUUGCAAGGCCAUCUCUCCCGUCUUCCAGCGCUUCAGCACCCAGGAGGAGUUCAAGAACGCCAAGUUUUACGAGAUCGACGUUGACGACCUCUCUGAAGUUGCUGCUGAGCUCGGUGUCCGUGCUAUGCCCACUUUCAUGUUCUUCAAGGACGGCGAGAAGGUUAACGAAGUUGUUGGUGCCAACCCUCCGGCCCUUGAGGCUGCUAUCAAAGCGCACGUUGCUUAG